Racocetra persica is the source of this 158-nucleotide messenger RNA. NCBI's taxonomy places the organism in Eukaryota, Fungi, Glomeromycota, Glomeromycetes, Diversisporales, Gigasporaceae. The record is from the annotation of a GenBank genome assembly.
AACUUACUCAUAUUGCACCAAAUAUAAAAGUAGAUGAAUUACAUCUAAAAAUAUUAGAUGUAACCUUAUCUAUGAGAUUAAAGAAUGAAGAUGAUGAAAAUGAUAUUUAUUCAAUAGAUGAAAUCAAAGAAGAGCUUUUUAUAUUAGAAGAAAAUUAA